CGACUCAGGCAGACCCGCCCCUCCCAGUUAGUAACUCAUUGUUAGUAACUAGUUAGUAACUCUACUACAAGUAUAAUGAGCGGGUCCUCCUUCCUGCUCCUCGACUCAGGCAGACCCGCCCCUCCCAAUCCGCUACAGAGACGAAUGUCAGUCCUGGUAGACCAGCAGAGACAGCCAGUAGCUCUCCUACACUCAGACGGUAACGGUGUCUCCAUCAGACCUGUUCUCAGAAGUCUCAAAUCUACUGGCUCUGUUACCAGGCUAUUUGACGAUCCUUAUGGUGUAGCCGAAGAACCACGCACUAGCAACAUAUCAAUGCCUCAGUUUAUUCCAAAGCCCUCCAAUCCUAACUUUCUCGCGGACAAAAAGGAGUUUGAGAAGCAAUGUCAGUGGAAAGGAGAGCGGGUUAAGAGUACGGACUACAUGCUGCUCAACAUUACUGCACUCUUCAUCAUCACUGUCAUAGUCGCAGCUAUAAUAUUUUUCAGCCUAUGGAGAGACGUAAGCGGAGAGAUGUGGUUACUCUACUUCGGUCUAGGUAUAGCAGCUUCUCUAGUUCUCCUCGCUCUCCUCCUGGUAAAACUCCACUUCUGCCUGAAGAGUCAGGGCUACAACUUCCUGUUCAGGUCCCAGAACCACUACCCUCCCCCAGUGCCUGUCAAGAAAGAUUUAGAUAGGAUUAAAGAGUGCGACAUUCAGCAGAUUGACAUUGAAGUGGGUACAUCAGAAAAAGUGAAAGAGAAAGCGAAAGAAUGUGGAAAGGACGGUGACUCCGAGGGGGAGGAGGAAAGUUUGUUGUAGAAAUGGUGAAGGGGUUGUUCAGCUUUUUAUUUAUGCGUCAGGGCGCGGUUAUAUAUUAAUGGUAGUUUUUAUAAUUUUAUUAGCUCAAGUUUUAGAGUUUUUGUUAAAUUAUUGAAGUUUGUGUUUUUGAUUGAUUAUUUAUGUUAUUUAAUGAUUUACCUAAUGUCUAACUUUUGCUAUUUUCAUUCUGGUUUGGAAAUACUGCAAGUUGUUUGUUACUGUAACGGUUAUUGAUCGAGAGGAUGGUUUUGAAAUGUUUAAUUUAUAGCUUUUAUAAAUAUCAACUGUUGUUACUGCGCUGCAGCUG
Bolinopsis microptera is the source of this 1108-nucleotide messenger RNA. RefSeq lists its product as uncharacterized. NCBI's taxonomy places the organism in Eukaryota, Metazoa, Ctenophora, Tentaculata, Lobata, Bolinopsidae. Bases 76 to 801 code for a protein of 241 amino acids. The record is from RefSeq and is a predicted model, not a curated record. The transcript has 5 exons.